CGAAACCGCUUAAAGGAGCGAAAAACUGAUACCCAGCCUCUAUUGGACCUUGCUUUUUUCCGCCCCUCGAAGCCGGCUGACGAUACGAGCGGCCCUGGACCUCUUCAUUGGACCUUGAAAACACCGCUUUCCCGAAUUCUCCCAACCCGUGCAGGAGACAUCCAGGUCUCAACCCACCUCAAUCUCCUCAUUUCAUGCUGGAAACCAGUCUUCUCACGACGGAUUGGACGCCGAUCGACGGCCGCAUCAGUUUAUAGUCUCAGUUUCGGCCCCUUAGAGUGGUAAUCCUCAACCCCCGCCCGCGGGUGUCACGAGGAGUGCGUCUGAUACAUCCAGGAGAGAGCAUGGAAUAACAAAAACAACCGAGUCGCGACAUGUCAGGUCCCUUUUCGACUCUUCUUUCUCUUCCCACAUCUUCCAUGCUCGCAUUGCUCCUUCAAGCCCUCUUCGCUGUACCGACCGCAGGCCGACCCAAUUCGCUCUGGCACUUCGAGAUCGCGAAUGAUCCAGCUCCACCGCCUGAAGAGGGUCCGCCGCUGUCAGCCUCGGCCGUUCGCGAUUUAAGUCUGCUUUGGCGAGAGAUUGUUGCUAUUGUUGGAGCCUACGUUCUAAUUGUAUCCGUUUUCCUGGGCUGUCUCCUCACUGUGGGUAGACGCCUUCGGAGAGGCGCUCAGCAAUCGAAUCGAACGCUGGAGAUGGAGAUGCUCAAACCGCUCAGUGCACCGGUGAACGCAAUCUCUCUCCAAAUUCCGCAAUCAUCCAAAAAUACCUGGCCUAGUCCUAUGAGUGGAACAGAAAGCGAGUGUUGGCCAAGCCCUCAAAAGACCAAAAAUCGAUCCUUCAACAUGCCUUGGUCUCGAGGAGAAUCCCCUGUUUCUCCUAGGGCCGAGAGUAUAUCCACGGUGGACGAAAAUAUCGUACGAGCCGACCGUAUGAAAGCUCAAGCAGAGAUGGAAAGACUGUAUGCAGCUGUCAUGGAGCAUGAUGCCCAACGAGCCGCAGAGGCCGAGUCGAAUGGAGGUAACUCACCGAGGUCACCUCGCCAGGCACAUCCCCCGCUAGACAAUCACCCUGACGGCAAACACCUGAGACAGCGGCAGCAAUCAUUCCAGUCUCUCUCUCCUGUGUCUCCUAUGUCUCCACUGUCACGAGAACUACCUUCACCUGUCUACCCAGAACCUCACCGACCGCACUUCCAAGAACAACAACGACGAAAGCAGCUCCACAUACAGCUACCACCAAAACCACACUCUCCCCAGCACUCCUGUGUAGCAACCCCAGAGCCCCAAAAAUCUCCAUUCUCGCCUCGCAAUGAUAAGCCAUCUAGACUCUCCGCCUUAUCCUUUUUGAGUUCCAAAUCUCGCAAAGUACGUCGAGAAUCGGUUCGAAAUCUGCCAAUAUCACCUCCAAUUCUUUCUCCAGAAGUAACGACCCCGAGUUAUCCCGAAAACCAACCUCUUUCUCCACGUAUCUACCAUCCGGGACCUCCACCACUCAAUCCUAUACAAGAACAGCAAGAAAAGGCGAAAGCGAAGAGUCCGAGACUCGAACAUCCCCGGAACGCUUCCGUUGAUAGCACUUUCAGCGGGCCUCCGCAUCUUAAUCUCCGCAGUGCGGGCAGUAGCACUUCCACGCUUCCAUUUCGUGCAUUCAACAAUGGGCCCAUGAGUGCCCCGCCUACCAAGACCACGAUUGUCGAAAGGCGAGAUAGUAUUCUUGGCCCUCUUGGACCUCGAACCGGUAUUCCACGGACGCCAUAUAGUCCAUAUAUGCCGUUCACUCCUAUCACACCUUUGACCCCAAGUCGUAUGAUUACGCGACAGGAGCGAAAGAAAAUGGAAAGGAAGAACGGAACGCGAGUGCAAACAGAAGCAGACCUGGUAAUGAGCGAUGAAGAAAUGUGGGGGGCUUAAGAAUAUCUAUGCAAAAUUUUACCGGAGGCAUGCUUUUCUUUUUUUUUUUCUUUCGUUUAUUCCUGCUGUGACUGCUUUUCCUUUCUAAUAAUCAGCCGGUGUUUUAGUUACUAUCAUUUUCUUCCCUUCCCUUUUCUCCUCUUUUCUUUCUGUUUUCUCUUAAUUUUUCUGUAUGAAAGUUCUGACACAGUUGGUGAAAUCCCUUUGGCUGCUUUCUCCUUUGUUGAUGCUCAGUUGGGCAUUAAUGCGGUCCUUUUUAAGUUCCAAGGCCAUUGCUGUCGUUUGUUAAUGCACGCGGGGCAGAUACCAGUGCAGUUUUUCCUCAUGAUAUCUAUACCUAACAUAAUAUGUGUGUGUUUGUGGGAAUUCUUGGGGGCAUAUAUAACUACUAGUUAGAAACUAGAAUCCCGUAU
Molecule: messenger RNA, 2326 nt
Organism: Coccidioides posadasii C735 delta SOWgp
Lineage: Eukaryota; Fungi; Ascomycota; Eurotiomycetes; Onygenales; Onygenaceae
Source: RefSeq, a predicted model, not a curated record